AUGUCGAAAGCAUUAUGCUGUUAUGCAUUUGAAACAUUGUUCACUGAGCUCAAUUUUGAGCUGACCAAAGUGCCUCUAAAAGCGUAUUUCAAAGCUUUACAGGAAGAUGCUAGCAAACUUCCACAGUCUGCUCCACUUUUCGUCACCUGGAAUAAAAACUCACAGUUGCGAGGCUGCAUAGGUACUUUCCAAGAGUUUCCUGUCGAAUCUGGAGUAAGGAAAUUUACUAUCAGUUCAGCAUUUCAGGACCCGCGGUUUUCGCCGAUUUCGACCAAGGAAGUUGCUAGUUUAGAAGUGGACGUGACGUUAUUAGACAAAUUCCAGCCAAUUAGUGAUUACAAUGACUGGACAAUUGGUGCACACGGGUUGAAAAUAUCACUUGAUUUAGAUAACGAACUCUAUCUGGGUACCUUUUUACCUUCUGUUGCAGAGGAACAAGAUUGGGACAAACUUACGACUUUAUAUUACUUGCUAAAGAAAGCAGAUUACCCGGUUAGUAAAAACCUGACUGAAGAGUUCUAUUCAACUGGUUUGAAGGAAGGAUGGUUGAAAUUGACCAAAUACGAGGGAUUAAAGGCACAUCUAACCUACGAUAGUUUUAUCAAAAUAAGGGAGUCCAUCUUGGAAUAA
Molecule: messenger RNA, 630 nt
Organism: Lodderomyces orthopsilosis Co 90-125
Lineage: Eukaryota; Fungi; Ascomycota; Pichiomycetes; Serinales; Debaryomycetaceae
Exons: 1
Coding region: 1-630 (209 amino acids)
Source: RefSeq, a predicted model, not a curated record